UUCAAAGGAAGAAACGAUCGACAGACGUCCGCCCGCAUUUUUGUUUUCUGGUACAAAUGGGAGGAAAAGCUUACAUUAGCCAUGAAAGCCCAAGUUUUUUUAUUUAUCCUCUUUUCACUCUAGUUGUUCUUUCUUUACACUCUUUUUUUUUUCCCACAUCACAUUACACUAUGGUUUUACUACAGCCAAAAGGAGCAGCCGAACCAAAAUUCACAGCAGGCGAGAAGAGGCUAGCAAAACUGCAGGAACAAAGCGACAAACUUAAGCAACAGCUACAGAUGGACUGCAUACCUGUUUCGGAUGCUUCCCGCGAUUUGAUCAACUACUGUAACAAUACCAAAGAUGCAAUGCUUCCAUCGGUAUGGGGAAGGGAGAUGGAAACGCUUUGGCUGGAACACCAAGCAGCUGGUUGUCAAUGCCAGAUAAUGUAAAGGACCAGAUGGAAAAGGAACCCACGCGAAACACUACCAUUCGUCCUACUAGCUUACUUAAUAUCCUUCAAACAAAAGUCGUUCUAUGUUGAACGUAAACGAUCUUUUGGGUGAAUGAGACUGGGUCAUACAUUUAUAUAAUCUGCACCAUCUAUAUUUCUUUUCAACCCAUCCAUGGGCCCAGCGAAGGCUUUAUACCUAUCAAAAACCCUGUUUAAUUCCUUUAUCUCAACAAAAAUAUAUCUUUCCACUCGUAUAGACUUGGACUAUGUUUCGGAAGCAUGCACUGUCAAGUCAUAGAGGUCGUGCUGCAAGUAAUACAGUAAUAGCUUAGUCUACUUUGCAUGAUAAGCAUCACGAUAAAAUCUGCAUCCUUCUAAG
Messenger RNA from Umbelopsis ramanniana AG, 812 nucleotides. RefSeq lists its product as uncharacterized. Lineage: Eukaryota; Fungi; Mucoromycota; Umbelopsidomycetes; Umbelopsidales; Umbelopsidaceae. Gene Ontology annotation, cellular component: heterotrimeric G-protein complex. Bases 57 to 431 code for a protein of 124 amino acids. Gene Ontology annotation, biological process: G protein-coupled receptor signaling pathway. Gene Ontology annotation, molecular function: G-protein beta-subunit binding. The transcript is spliced from 2 exons. The record is from RefSeq and is a predicted model, not a curated record.